This is a messenger RNA of Aureobasidium vineae, 1452 nucleotides long. Lineage: Eukaryota; Fungi; Ascomycota; Dothideomycetes; Dothideales; Saccotheciaceae. The record is from the annotation of a GenBank genome assembly.
AUGGCAGACAAAACACGAGAGACCAGGAUCGAUGAUGUUGAGAACUUGAAACCCGCUGAGGACACAGGCAAUGUUCGUCUACCGGUACCCAGCAACGACCCCAACGAUCCUCUUAUCUCGGUCUAUCUUACAGUCUGUUUCUUCACCUUCAUCGCCAACGUAAACGGGAGCAAUUUUACUGUCGCUAUAGUGCCACUCCGAAAACACUUUCACAUCGAUGCCACCGAUGCAACUCUUCUGGUUGGGCUCAACGUCCUCAUGUUUGGAAUUGGCAAUAUCUUCUGGGUCCCUUUGAUGCGCGUGCUUGGUAAACGCCCGGUAUACCUCAUGGCUUUGACUGUCCUGACCGUGGCCAACAUUUGGAGUGCAUUCGCACAAACUUGGGGCAGUCUACUGGGUGCGCGUAUGCUCAGUGGCGUUGGUGCCGCGUGUGCUGACGCUACUGUUCCUUCUCUCGUGGCCGAGAUGUUCUUCUUUGACCAGCGUGGCCAUUGCAUGAUGUUUUUCCACGUAGCUUUGGCGUCUGGUCUUUUCUUGGGGCCGUUGAUCAACGCCUAUAUUGUUGGAUUGCAUGGCUGGCGCUGGAGUUGUGGAUUCAUCGCCAUCUUCUCUGGCGUCUUGCUUGUUUGCACUUUCUUUCUUGUCCGAGAAACGCAGUACAGCAAGCCUCGCAUUCAGCACCCUGAAGGCGAUAUACCAGCUAAGAGAAGCUACAUUGGGUGGCUCUCCCCAACCAUCGGAUACAAUGCUCAGGGCCACUUCCUACGCACAUUUUGGGAUAUCCUUCGCAUGGCCACUUACCCACCUGUCUUCUGGGCCGGCAUCUUAAUCGGCUGUUUCGUUGGGUGGACCAUCGUCGUUCAAAUUGCUACAACACAAACGUUCACACAACCGCCCUAUCGAUGGUCCACAGGCACAGUGGGUCUCUUCUCCCUAUCCGCCUUCAUCGGCGCACUCCUAUCGUUCUACUUCGGAGGCCGUCUCAUCGAUCUCAUCGCCAACCGAGCCCGUCGCCAGGCUUCCCAUCCACGCCCCGAGAUCCGUCUUAUCGCUCUCGUCAUCCCUGCUUUCAUCGGCCCCCUAGGCAUCAUAACCUACGGCCAAUGCAUUGCCCACAAAACGACUUGGGUGGGUCCCGCAUUCGGCUUCGGUAUGCACGCCUUCGCCCUCACAGCGCUCAGCAAUAUCGUCGUUACCUAUGUUGUAGACUGCUACUCUUCGUUUGCGGGCGAGGCACUGGUGAUUGUGUUUGUGAUUCGCAAUGCCAUUGCUUGUGUAUUGAGUAUGUAUUCCAGUGACUGGAUUGCUGAGCAGGGGGCUUCGGAUGUGUUUGGCGAGAUGGCGGCGAUACAGUAUNUUUUGCUGUUGGGUGCUGUGCCGUUGUAUUUCUGGGGUCCUUCGUUGUUGAAGUUUACGAGUACGUAUGGCCCUAUGUUGAGGGUUGGGGGCUAG